This is a messenger RNA of Crotalus tigris (Tiger rattlesnake), 1841 nucleotides long. It is a transcript of the gene FAM216B, whose product is annotated as family with sequence similarity 216 member B. The record is from RefSeq and is a predicted model, not a curated record. Bases 238 to 633 code for a protein of 131 amino acids. Lineage: Eukaryota; Metazoa; Chordata; Lepidosauria; Squamata; Viperidae. The transcript has 5 exons.
UCCUCUUGGCCUUGGCCUUGAGGAAUUUCUGGUGGGUUGCAUCUAUUACGGCAAAGAGGUAAAAUUUAUUAGUUUAUCUGUCAGAUUUAGAGACCACCCGUCUCCUUCGCAGAGCGACUAUGUGAAAUUUGCGCUACCCCUCCAAACAACACUGUUCAAUUACCUCUGGGUGGAUUUAUCUGACAUUUGUAAGGCAGCGUCUUUCCCCCCAUCUUAAAAGCAUGACUAGGCCAUUACAUGCUGAACUCCUUUCCUGCUGGUAGUUCGAAAACAGUGGAGAUGGGAGAACGUCCGAAACGAAAUCCUAGCAAACGCCGCUAUCCUAAACUGCCACGUGUCCAGGUUCCUUCAAGUGAAUGGGACUCGUUCUUAAUGAAGGGUUUGAACACAGGACAGAAACGCUAUUUUUACAGCAUUCUGAGCAUCUACGACAGCCGAGGCCAGAGGGAAGCACUGUCCCACCGAUACACCAUUGGCCUUCAGCGCCAAAAUGCGCUCGGGCUCAUCACCAAGCAGCAGUUGGGAUACUACGCUUCCUUCGUAAACGAUUCAAAACCUUGCGGAAGGUCAACGCUAGGAAGGCCGUCACCCUCUAAGGCAGACAGCAAGGGGAGGCCAGCUGCCUUUCUGUGAUGAAAUAUGAAUCAAAGAAGCGACAGAAGCUCAGCAGGCCAGGAUGAAUCACGGUUUGGCGUUGGGGAACAAACGGGGCAGUUUGCCUUCUGCCGGUCCGGCUUUGCAAAACGCAACGGGCAUUUUGGAAAGAAGAUGUGGGACUUGUUUAAAGAGAGGCCACCUUUGCUGGCAAAUAAAACAAGAGGAUCCUUGCGGAAGCUUCCGUGGUUUAGGCCCAAUCCUUGCAUUAAAACAUUUUACGGAAAUCUGUGUGAAAUUUGUCAACCCUUGGUCUGAAAUGGUAUGGGGUUUCCUGUCUAAGCAGGGGGUUGGACUAGAAGACCUCUAAGGUCCCUUCCAACUCCAUUCUCCUCCUCCUCCUCCUCCUCCUCCUUGUAAAAUGUUUUCUUCAUACAAUUAGCACACAGGUUAUUUCAUUUAGCCAGUUCCUAAUAUUAGUUAAAGCUUAAUAUUAGUUAAAGCUUUCAUCACAUCACUCCUGUUAAUUAAAAUAUAUUUCUUAUGAUAUUUCCCAUCUAUCUCAAGAUGACCUCCAAGGUCCCUUUCAACUAUUGUAUUGUAUUGUAUUGUAUUGUAUUGUAUUGUAUUGUAAGUGUGUUCUGGAUAUAUAGAUGCAUUUUAUUCACUAAUGGAAACAGGCUAAAGUAUGUGGGACAGGAUCCGAAUGCCACAGCUUGAAACUUUGAAGUACAGAACUUUGCUUUAUUAUUGGGUAUAAGCUUCUAUUUCUUUAAGUAGCUCGAUCAAGCUGAUAGAAGCUACGUUUUUGUGCCUGAUUGUGCAGUUUACCAGACAACUGGCUCGGAGGGAAGAAAGCAUUAGCACACACAGUUAUGGGAAGGCAGCUUUACGCAGAAACUCAAGCAUGACACUUUUGUAGACAGAUGGUAUUUGUGUUUCUCUCUGGGUAUUAAAAUUGUCCUGACACCUCAGUAAAAGAUUAAGGUUGUCGUGGGAAAAAAAACAAAACCAAAGCUUCAUCUGUGCUCUGGGGGGAAAAACCUGAGUGUGAAUUCAAUAAUAAGUUCAAUAAUUUUAUAAUUCCAGAAUCAAAUAAUUGGAUAAAUCCAAUAAUUCGAUAAACAAACUCAAGGGGUUUGAGGGCUACUGGGAAUGAAAGCAAUCUGCAGGGCAGUUUGUAGGAAAAUUGUCCUCUACUCAUGAAACCACAAAUAUCUGAUAGAAGCAGUAGGUGAUGUGUCUAC